Spizellomyces punctatus DAOM BR117 is the source of this 1820-nucleotide messenger RNA. RefSeq lists its product as uncharacterized. Gene Ontology annotation, biological process: cGMP catabolic process. NCBI's taxonomy places the organism in Eukaryota, Fungi, Chytridiomycota, Chytridiomycetes, Spizellomycetales, Spizellomycetaceae. The transcript has 4 exons. Gene Ontology annotation, molecular function: 3',5'-cyclic-GMP phosphodiesterase activity. Bases 268 to 1695 code for a protein of 475 amino acids. The record is from RefSeq and is a predicted model, not a curated record.
AAGCCUCGCGGAGCGUUCCCCCGACAAAAGACCCCAACAGGAUAGUCUAAGUUACCCGCAAGCCGAGAGCAGAGGCUUUCAAGGGUCUUUGAAGUUUACCUUGUCACCCAUCGUACGAAGAUUCGGAAUCCUUCUAGCCCCUUUCGGUCGGAGACAAUGAAUACUUAGACAGUUAUAAUGUGAAUCUUUAUAAAUUCGAAGGCAUCAAAAACGUUGACCAGUUUUCCUAUUCCUGGUACUUCUCGUUGUGGAUAGAACAUUCGCCGAAUGGAUUCGUACUCGGUCUAUAUCUCUGUGGAAGGAAAGCUGAACGAGACAGUGAGGAUCGCCCCGAGCCUGUCCAUCCAAGAAAUUCGAUCCGUUUUCUGUGCAGCCGCCGAUGUCAGUUACGAGACGAGGGAUGUUGUCCUUAAGCUUUACCGCCCCGACGGAAUACUUGUUCCAAUUGGCCCUCACAUCCCACCAAACUCACCUGAGACCCGUUAUAUCCUCCAAGUGAAGCAGGAUAAAUACCUACCAGGAGCGUCUUCGGAAGUAAAGCCUGUAAUUGACGCUCUUGACGCUGUCAGCGCCCUGCUAGGAGAUGCAUUGAAGUUGAAAGACAAGGUUGACAAGUUGAAACGACAUGCGCACGCGGGAGGAUUUGACGGGGCAGUGGGCACAGCGUCUGUAGAGUCGGCGGCCCAUGCGUCCAAAAAUAUUCCCGCUAUCCGAAGGGUGCAGCAAGUGGGCCUUCGCCUGGAAGAGACGGUCCCGAAACCAGAUUUCAGUGACGAAGUGAAAGAGAAUUUGAAGCAUCCUACGUUCGACAUUUGGCAAUGGCAAGAGCACGAAAUGGCGUAUCUUCUAGAACACAUGUUUGUUGAAUUUGGGCUUAUCGAGUUGUACAAGAUUGAUGAAACGAAGAUGAGACGCUUCUUGCAAUGCGUUCGAUGCAGUUACAACAAUAAUCCUUUUCAUAACUUUCGACACUGCUUUUGUGUGACUCAAAUGAUGUACGGACUGCUACAUGUUACUGGUGUACAUGAGAAACUGACUCCGCUGGAGAAACUUGUCCUUCUUGUGGCUUGCAUUGGCCACGACCUGGAUCACCCCGGCUUCAACAACGCCUACCAAAUCAACGCCAGCACAGAGCUAUCCAUAAUCUACAACGACAUCUCUCCACUCGAAAAUCAUCACGCUGCUGUUCUUUUCACCAUUCUCAAAUCAGACGAGACCAAUAUUCUAUCGAACCUUUCCAACUCAGAGUACAAGGAGGCUCGAAAACAGAUUAUAAACUGCAUCCUCGCUACUGAUAUGGCGAGACACGGCGAGCUCAUGGCCAAAUUCAAGGGCUACGCUGAAGCUGGGUUCAACUAUGAGGACCCAGCACAGAGGACACUCCUUAUUCAGAUGAUUGUCAAGUGCGCAGACAUUAGCAACGAAGUGAGACCACAGCACGUCUCGGAGCCCUGGGUGGAUAGCCUCCUAGAGGAGUUCUUCACGCAGUCGGACCGUGAAAAGGCGGAAGGGUUGCCGUGGGCGCCUUUCAUGGAUCGCCAAAAAGUGACGAAAGCCAGCGCGCAGGUGGGGUUCAUUGGAUUUGUCAUGAUACCAUUGUUUGAGUUGGUGAGCAAAGUACUCCCAAACAUGGAAGAACCAGUUAUUCAGCCCAUCAGAAGAGCGUUGGACUAUUAUAAAAGUAUGACGGGGUGAAGAAUUUACGAUGUGCUGUUUACUGUAAGACUGUCGGUACAAUCCAAUCCUUGCGACCAAAAUAUGGCAGUUUUGCCUCUAUCAACCAUUUUUGCAAUAUAUCGGGAACUAUUCCCUGCACUGAC